Molecule: messenger RNA, 3804 nt
Organism: Danio rerio (zebrafish)
Lineage: Eukaryota; Metazoa; Chordata; Actinopteri; Cypriniformes; Danionidae
Source: RefSeq, a predicted model, not a curated record
AUGAGGGUUCCUCUUGCUGGCUACAGCAACUUCGAGCGAACAAGUGUCUCCCUGUCCAGAGUGGAAAGCAAGAGGGAACAUAGUCCCCCUUAUGUUCGUCCCAACAUGAGUGAUCUGAGGAUUGUCCUGCUGGGGAAGAGUAUUGCAGAAAACCGCAGAGUUGUAAACUUAAUCUUAAAUAAAGAAGCAUUUGAAAGGAAAGCGUCCUCAUCUGGUGUGGAGUUCAGUGAAAGAGUAGAGGGCAGAAACAUCACAGUCAUCAGCACAUCUCAGCUGCUCAACCCAGAACUCAAACUACAAGCAAUCACACAGAAAGUAUCAGCACUGUCUUCUCCAGAACCUCAUGUGAUCAUACUGGUGCUGCAGCACAGGGAUUUCAGUGAGAAGCAAAGAGAUCGAUUACCUUCAGUGUUGAACUGCUUUGGUGAGCAGGCAAUGAAGCACACAAUGAUCCUGACUACUGAUGAUGAGCCAGGUCAUGCUGGACUGAGAUCUGCACAAGAAAAUGAGUUUAUUCAGGAAAUAUCUACAGAAUGUGGAGGAGGACAUCUGCAGCUUCACAACACACAGCAUUCUCUAUUUAUUAAAAAAGUUGAUGAAAUGAUUUCUGGACAACAGAACUCAUCGCUGGACAGCAGAGCAGCAGAUUCUGAUGACAGACAGUUGGUAAAACAGGAAGGCCAUGAUUUAAGGAAAGGUGAAAGUGCAUCUCAGGAAUAUGACAAGAGAGCUCUGAGGAUUGUUCUUCUGGGAAAGAAUGUUUCAGAAAACAGCCGAGUCAGAAACUCAAUCCUGGGAACAGAUGUGGAUGAGAGUGAUCCAUAUACAGCUUUAGAGCAGUACAAUGUGACACCUAUUGGUGGAACGGUUAAAGACAGACACGUGAUGGUUAUUAACACUCUUCAUCUGCUGAGUCCGGACACUUCAGAUCAUCAGAUCACACAGACAGUCAGAGAGUGUGCAGAAAUGUCUGAUCCAGGACCUCAUGUGUUUAUACUUGCUCUACAGUAUAAAGACUUCACAGAGGACGACAUGAUAAGAGUCAAACAUGUGCUCAGCAAAUUCAGUGAAGAAGCGAUUAACCACACCAUCAUCAUCAUGACUGAUGAAAAAGCACACCGCUCACACAUUAAUACAGCUAUUUCCCAGUUAAUAAAUGUGUGCAGAGGAAGACAUUUGCUGCUUGAAGAGGGGAAACCAGAUUUUCCUACCGAGAUCAUUAAUAGAGUCGAUAUGAUGCUGAAGUAUACCAAAGAUUACUGUGUCACUUGUGAGGUAUAUGAAGAUGCUAAAGACGUGUCUGAGGAAGAAGAGCAGAGCAGAUCUUUGCAAUUAUCCAGAUCAGAUGAAAUAAACAAACAUCUUACUUAUCACGAUGAUGAUGGAAAUCCCAAACAGAGCAAGAGAAGCGAAGAAACAGUAGUUGAUAUACAAGAGUGGAUGCACACCAACUUGCCAGUAAAUAUCUCUGGCAAACAGAAGCUGAAUCUGGUGCUGUGUGGAAGUGAUGGAUCACUUAAGGUCUCAGUGUCCAAACUUUUACGAGGAAAAUCGAUUGCUACUUCACACCAGAGAUCAAGCAGUGAAGAGUUUUUUAAGAAAGAGGAGAAGGUUCACGGUCGUCAUAUAAGUCUGCUGGAGCUUCCAGCUCUCACUCGUCUCUCAGAAGAUGAAGUGAUGCGUCAGACUCUCCACUGUGUGUCUCUCUGUCAUCCUGGAGUUCAUGCUUUCCUCCUCAUUAUUCCUGUUGGAUCACUGACUGAUGGAGACAAAUUGGAAGUUGAGAAGGUUUUUAAGAUAUUUGACACCAAGCAGCAUUUCAUAAUGAUAUUUAUCAGUGAUGGCACAGUUAAAAGUCCAGUGAGGGACUUCAUAAAAUCCAGCCCAGAAUGUCAAAAGUUGAUCAGUCAGUGUGGAGGUCUUUACUGUGUUAUGGGUCUAAAAGAACCUGCAAGCUCACGACAGAUCCCAGAACUGCUGAAGUUAAUAGAGAAGAUGAAGACUAAAGCAUAUUCGACUCCGAUGUUUGUGAAAGCUCAGGAGAACAGAGGCAGACGUGAAGCAGAGGAGAAAUAUCAAGAAGAACUGAAGAGACUGGAGAAUAAAAUCAAAGAGCUUCAAGAGAAGGGUCAGACAGAAGGUUCUGAUUGUACAGAAGAUCUGCAGUGUCUCAGGAUUGUGCUGAUUGGAAGGACAGGAAAUGGAAAGAGUGCAACAGGAAACACCAUUCUGGGAAGAGAGGAGUUUCUGAGUCAAGUAAGCAUGGAUUCAGUGACGACUGUUUGUGAGAAAGGGGUUGGAGAAGUUGAUGGUCGAUCAGUAGCUGUUGUUGAUACUCCAGGACUCUUCGACACAGCACUGCCAAAUGAACAAGUGCUGGAAGAAAUAGCGAAAUGUGUUUCACUGUCAGCUCCUGGACCUCAUGUGUUUAUCAUUGUGUUGAGUUUGGUAAGAUUUAUACAGGUAGAAUCAGACACUGUAAACCUGAUCAAGAAGAUGUUUGGUCCACAAGCUGCUCAGUUCAGCAUCGUUCUGUUCACCAGAGGAGACGAUCUUAAAGGUCAGACUAUAGAGGAUUACGUGAAAAAAGGACGCAAUGCAGAACUUCAGAAACUGAUCAGAGAUUGUGGGAACAGAUUCCUGGCUUUCAAUAACAAUGAAAAACAAGACAAAACUCAAGUGAUGAAGCUGUUAAAGAUGAUAGAAGAGGUGAAGAGUAAUAAUCAGGGUCGAUACUUUACUAACAUCAUGUUUGAGGAGGCAGAGAUGUCCAUUAAGAAGAAGAUGGUGGAAAUCAUGAAAGAGAGAGAAAGAGAGAUUCAGAAACAGAGAGAAGAGUUACAAGACAAAUAUGAGAUGGAGAUGAAGGACAUGAUGAAGAGACUCGAGGAAGAGAAACAAAGAGCAGAAGAAGAGAGAAGGAAAAUGGAGAAUCAGCUAAAAGAAAAAGAGGAAAAAGUCAGAAAAGAGUUUGAAGAGAAGGAGAAAACAGAACAGAAGAAACGAGAGAUUGAAAACCAGAAACGAUUAGAAGAGGAAAAACAGCAGAGAGCUGAAUAUGAUCAGAGAAUAGAAGAAAUAAAGAGAGAGAUCGACAAUCAGAGAUCACAGUAUGAGCAACAGCAGAAAGAAAGAGAAGAAGAAGACAGAAAGAGAGAAGAGAAAUACAGACAAGACCAAGAAAAGAUGAGAAAUGAACAAGAGAGAAUUAUAGCAGAAUUAAAAAAGAAACAAAAAGAAGAAACAAAAAUGAGGGAUUUAGAGAAGAAAAGAAGAAAUGAAGAAGAAGAGAAGGAAAGACAGAGAUGGGAAAGAAAAAUAAAAGAAGCUGAAAAUGAGAGAAAAGAGAUUCUGGAGGAAAUUAAACGAAAGCAGAGAGAAUGGGAGGAUGAGAAGAAACGACAGAUGAGAGAACGAGAGGAAGAAGAAAGAAAAAGAAAAGAGAAACACGAAGACCAACUGAGAGAAAGACAAGAAGAACUGGAGAAAAUGAGAAAGAGAUUUGAAGGAGAAAGAGAAGAAGAACGACAGAAGAUGGAGGAGGAGAGACUGAAACAGAGAAGAGAAAGAGAAGAAAAGGAGAGAGAAUAUGAGGAAAAGAGACAGGAGACAAAGAGACAUUAUGAACGACUGGAACGAGAGAGAAAAGAGGAGUGGGAGAGAAGAAAACAUGAAGAUGAAGAGAGACGAGAAGGAGAGAGAAGGAGAUGGGAGCAAAUGAUUGAAGAUCUGAAACGAAAACAAAAGGAGGAGAUCAGGAGAAGAGAAGCAGAAGAGAAAGAAAGACAAAAGAGAGAAGAGAAA